AUGGUAGCAGCAAUAGUCGAUUUCGAAAGGAUGGAGAAGCAGCGUGUCAGAAAACGGCCUCGACUCGCGUGGGAUGUGGGCCCCGCACAACCAGAGGAUCGGGCCCCAGUGGUGGCUCGAAAUGAAGGGAUGGCGGCGGCUAGGCAUGUGUCCCCACCGAAAAGGGAGGAUGACCGUGAAGGACAUUAUAUUUUUAAUCUCGGCGAGAAUAUAACUCCGAGAUAUAAAAUAUUGAGCAAAAUGGGUGAAGGCACUUUUGGGCGAGUUUUGGAAUGUUGGGAUCGCGAAACACGAGAGUAUGUGGCAAUCAAGGUAGUUCGUAGCAUUCGCAAGUAUCGUGAUGCAGCAAUGAUUGAAGUUGAUAUACUUCAGCAUAUUGCCAAGAAUGAAAAAGCCAGCUCACGAUGUGUUAAGAUUCGGAACUGGUUUGAUUAUCGCAAUCACAUUUGUAUUGUAUUUGAGAAGCUUGGACCAAGUUUGUUUGAUUUUCUAAAGAGAAAUAAAUACAGCCCAUUUCCUGUGGAUCUUGUUCGGGAAUUUGGACGUCAGCUUUUGGAAUCUGUAGCAUAUAUGCAUGAUUUACGCUUAAUUCACACUGACCUGAAGCCAGAAAAUAUCCUUCUUGUGUCUUCUGAAUAUAUAAAGCUUCCAGGCUCCAAGAGGAGCUCUUCAGAUGAAAUGCACUUCAGGUGCUUGCCAAAGUCAAGUGCCAUUAAGCUGAUUGAUUUUGGUAGUACUGCAUUUGAUAAUCAGAACCAUAGCUCCAUUGUUUCGACGAGACAUUACAGAGCCCCUGAGGUCAUUCUAGGUCUAGGUUGGACUUAUCCAUGUGACUUGUGGAGCAUUGGUUGUAUACUAGUUGAAUUAUGCUUGGGUGAAGCUUUAUUUCAGACACACGAGAACUUGGAACAUUUAGCUAUGAUGGAGAGGGUAUUGGGACCUCUACCAGAGCACAUGAUUCGAAUGGCCAACCGUGGAGCUGAGAAAUAUUUUCGGAGAGGAUCUAGGCUGAAUUGGCCUGAAGGAGCAGUUUCUAGGGAAAGUAUUAGAGCUGUAAAGAAGCUUGAUCGUCUAAAGGAUAUGAUAUCUCAACAUGUAGACAGCUCAAGAUCUUCACUCAUCGAUCUACUACUUGGUUUGUUAAAAUAUGAUCCAUCUGAACGCCUAACAGCUUGGCAAGCUCUUAAUCAUCCAUUCUUCAAGUAUCCUACUUAA
Messenger RNA from Dovyalis caffra, 1215 nucleotides. The record is from the annotation of a GenBank genome assembly. NCBI's taxonomy places the organism in Eukaryota, Viridiplantae, Streptophyta, Magnoliopsida, Malpighiales, Salicaceae.